AUGGCAGUAUCCCCGCCAGAUAGCUACCACCCCCCACCUGACACUCCCUUGAACGAAGACAACGUACGCGACUCCAUGGAGGAUCUCGAUCCUCAAGCGACCCGGAAGCGUCCGCGCCUCGACAGUGGAAGUCGUGUGAGCCCGUCUUUGUCGCUCGACGGAAUGUCUCGUCCUGUAUCCGCGCCUGCCUCGGAAAUGGACGAGGAUCCAGCUCGCCCUGCGAGCAAAGUCACCAUUAACAUGAAAUCUCCUCCCUCUCCCGCCACCCUUGAGCUUCCUUCCGCCGAGUCUCAGCUCCCAGACAAUGCCCCAGAGCUCCAAGUCGACUCCGAUGCAGCAUCCGCCAACGUCAUAUCCAUCCACUCUUCAUCCUCCCAAGGCUCGCCUCACAUCGAAGUCGCCGACCCCGAAGAUAUGAAUCAAGAAUCGAAUCACUCCAACUGGAAGCCUCUCGCCGAGGUUUUGAACGAACAAGGCGACAUGGAAGUCGUCGAGGACGAAGACAUUGUACCUCUAACCGACUCUUUUCCCAAACUACACGAAGACAUGAGACCCCGAGACAACUUCAAGGCGAUUGCUGACAUGAUUGAACAUGGACACCCGCGCGAAGGUAUCGCACUUGCUGCAAUGAAACAAUGGCUAAAUACCUGCGUGAACAACCUGGACCGAGUCACACUGGAGGCCUUCAUGGAAGAACCGGAAUUCUGGGGAAAUUUCCCAUUCAUCAUGGAACGUCUUGUGUACAGGCAACGACCUCUGCAAUUGGACGAUGACGAGGACACUCUGGUCUUUCUCGAAGAGCUUCUGCUCGACUAUGCCCGCCUGGUCUUUCACUUCGUUCGCAUUGACACUGUAUCUCUCAGUCGGGUUCAAGACGAUGCAGACAUGGAAAGUGUUACGAUGGCUUCUCGACGUUAUCUCGCUUGCUUCCCUUACAUGCUACAGAGUUCCAACGUUCCGCUUUACCGUGCCAUGGAUGCUCAAUGUCGCAUUGGUAUGAAUAAAUUUCUUGCUUCAGUGAAAGACGACAUUGCAUUGCCUCCAUUCAAUGCAUCUCGCCAGUUGCUUGAUUAUGCUACCCUGGUUACUUCUCUGGUUCCGACGCAUUCAAAACUUCUCCAACAUCUCCCACAACUCACGAUGUGCGCCUGCGCCUUGCUUGGAGUGAAUCUAGAUCAGAAUUCGUCUCGUAUCCCUGACUAUUCAGUCGAAUCCGCUCCUGCGGCCCCCAGCUUGCAAGAAUUCUUCGAUAUGACGCGAGCUGUCGCUACACAACAUGAGAAGUAUGUCACCAAGAAAUCACCACUAGCUACAAGUGAUGUGAGUGAACACCUCGUCCGAUCUGUCUUCCGUGCCUACAAUUUCCUUUGCUCCGCCGAUGACAAAUUCGUGGUCCAACUUGCCAACCACUUGGGGAUUGAAUUGCCCGAAGAUCUUCCCGAAUCCCAACGGGUGAUGGCUGUUACUUGGGCAUGGAAAUUUGAUGCUAUGAAGAAACACCUCAUGGAAGGUCGCAUGGAGCUUCGGGUGCAUGGCGUGGACGCUCUGCAAACGGAUCUGGUCAACAUCUGGACUCACAACUCACCUCCCAACACUCCAGAGCCUGCCAUGGUGCUCAUGAGGUAUCUGGUGAAACUGCUCCGUGAACACAAGAUUCUCGAUUAUUUGGUGGGUGUUGAUUCUCACCCCCAGUUGCUCACCCGUACGAGCAACAUCUUUGGAUUCCUGAUCAUGACCCAUACCUACACCGAUCAGGACACGGAUAUGAUCUGGAGGACUAUCACUGAAAGUCAGGACGAUCGAACCGUCUCCGAGGUUGUUAAAAUGCUUGCACGAACAUUCCCCAUUCAUGCGUCCAGAUCUGCUCCAUUGCUAUAUGUGUGUUCCAAGUUGCUUGAGUUGCCCUUGGAGCGAUUUGACAACCGCAUAAUCGAGCUUUGCGAUCAACUCGUGCCUCGCAUGCGUGAACGAACUUUCAAGCGCGAGCCGGAACUGGCGCAUGUAGAUGCCAUUCCACUGAAACUUUGUGUUCGGCUCAUUCGAGAGAGCUCUGGUGCAACGCACCUACCUCCUGACCAGAGGGAACUCAUGCAGACAUUUGGCAGCGAGCAGCUCGGCCUAUUUAUGAAGGCCGGCCUGAAUGAAUCGGAUAAAGUGGAGACAUACGAACGCUGCAUCCAGGAUAUUGCCGAGAUGAAUUCAUCCAGUGCAGGCAGCAUUCAAGUUCUGAAUUCCUUGGUGCCCUUCGACGAUGCACCGGAAGUUUGGAAGCUCGCAAAUGAUUUCGACUUGACUAGACUGGUAAUUAUGGAACUUCACAACUUUGUGAACAAAGACCAGCGCGAACGCGAGGAUCUGUCUUUCGGGCACGGCUUCCCCUCAAGAGUGGAAAUUUUGAGACGCCUGAUCGAGAUGGCACCAGAGACGAUCACACCUGACCUUGGCAACACGCUUUGGAAUGAGGUUCUCAUGUCCAGGAAUCUGACGCUUGAGGAGCGUCAAGUGAUUUGGAAGAUGAUGGUUGAUGUCGCCAACCGCAGUGUUCAAGAAAACCCGUUUCUAGAGCGUUGCAUCCAUGAGUAUCUUCCCAGCUUGUUGCCCGUUGACUACUCGCAUGCGGUACUGUGCUUUGCUCAACAAGCACUCCACUAUCAAAUCCAGGUAACUCUGCCCCCUACCGCCGGUGAAGAUGAGGUGAUCUCCAUCCUUGGGAUGGAUCGGAUCUGGAACUUUAUCUUAACGGCACCACCGAACACGAUCGAAGGCGAGGCAAUCAAGUUCGCCAUCAAUGUCUAUCUGGAUCACCCCAUCGUCCGUAGGGCUCCCCGCUCGGCUAUCGAUGCAACCCAUAUCGCUUUAGUUGGUCGUUGCGUGGACCAACUGAAGUCUGCCGCCGCUGCACUGAGGCCCUCUGGCAAUGGAACCCCCAAUGGAAACGCUCCCAUGGAAAUGGAUGGUUUGAAUCAAGAUCUUGGAGGAGAAGAGCUCAUGUUCAGCCGUUCCCUUCUCUUUCUCCGUCAAUUACUCCACGGAUUGCGCGCCAGGCCGCAAUAUAACUCUCCCCGUGGCACUCCGCCUCGCAUUCCCGAGCGCUCAUUGAAAGGCGACCCCAUCAAUAUCCAAUACCAAUGCUUCUGUGGUAACUCUUCUUCCAAGAUCGCUACCAUGCAAAUCGGUGCUUUGUCGACGGCCGCGGAACUUGUUGAACGCCUUGUGCAGCUGAGUCGAUUUUCCAAGUUAACCACUAUCAUUGGUGGACAGAAGGUGGAUUUGCUUCAAGACCCCAAUGCCCUGGUGCAGAACCUGAAGCUUCCCUCCGGGUUGCUCAUUGUACGGAAAGCACCUAACGCUCAGGAGCUUCCUUGGGCUGGUCGAACCCAGUCUUUGACAUCUGUCGACAGUGAAGUGUUGAAACAUUUCGAUGAGUUCUAUGAUCUGCUCGAAUUGAAGGACGACCUGGCUCGACAGAUCAUCGAUUUCCUGCUCGUCUUUCCGCCUCAAGAGCAAGCUGUCAAUCUGGUCCGGUCUGUUGACAAUUCCGAAAAAGACAUGUUUCCCUUGCAAAAGCCUUUCAAGGCCCUAUAUUCCCUCAAUACCCUGUCAAUUUGUCUGCACGAAGAAGCCUUGGAGACAUCUCCGCGGUGUGAUUUCAUAUCUCACAGCAUCAAAGUUCUAGUUGCGUUCUUGACUGGAGACGAACUGCUUGAGUCUAUGAAUGGUAACCCGAUAGGCCCUUUGCUCGCUACAAGAGCGGUCGAGUGUCUUCUCUUCGCGUUUUCUGUUUACCGCUCGGCUGAUGCGGAUGCCGCUCUGGUUCCUGAACCAAAUCAUUUGGUCCAACGCCUAUGCAAGAUGAUUGAUAUCGGACUCCAAGACUCCCCUGAUUCGCUCAAGGCAAAUUGCCUUCAAAAGUUAAUUUGCAGCUGCUUUGCGGUUUUGCUUGAUGGCUCAGUGCGUGAUCAAAAUAUCUGGGAUGCUGUCAAAGAACAGGCAAAUUUCGAUGAUCUGAUCCUCUCAUUGCUCCUGAUUGACAGCCAAAAAACUAUCCGGGUUGAAGCCUUGGAACGCAUCAAGAUAAUCUGCGGCCCUUUGAAGCCAUCCAAGUUGCCAACAAACACAUCCGCUGAGGAAACUGGAAAUUCUACCGAGGACCCCCUUCGAAUUGACAUACUUGCUACUCUCUGGAACUCGCUAGUACAGGUCAUUCCCACAACCCCUCUAUACGCUACCCAGUCGGAGGAAUUCUUCAAUGCUACUCUGUGGAUGUUCCGCACUAUCGCCGAAAAAUCACCAUGCGAUUUAAUCUUCAAUGAUUAUCUCAAGCAGUGGAGCUCAUUCAUGUUAAGGCACCAGACGGAGGAAUUCAUUGGACGCGAGCCAGUUGAUAAUCUGAUUGUCGGAUUCUCUUCUCUGCUAGAAUGGUGCCUCAAGCUGGCCAAUGCUGCCAACGUCCACUUGGACACUUUGGACAUUGCCGAGCAGAUUUUGCAGAAAUAUCUUUUCCCAGAUCUCUCGCCAGAGUCAGCAGCCCAACAAGAUGCUCGAGCCCCAGUCAUGAACACCAACACCCGCCGAACUCUGUACUGUGUUGUCAGUUUGUUGUGCAAACAGAGCGACGAGACUUACUUCCGGGUUCUGGAACAUUUGAACACAACUGUUCCACGGGAUGUUACUUACUUUGACUGGUCUUUCGACAGAUUGGCGAUGAUUCGUUCCCAAGAGGGCUAUGCUGGUUUGAGAAACCUUUCGAACACUUGCUAUCUCAACUCCUUGAUGACACAGUUGUUCAUGAAUGUUGAGUUCCGGGACUUCAUAUUGAAGCUUCACAUUGCGGAUCCAGACUCUCAGAAACUGCUUUUCGAGACCCAGAAAUUGUUUACUUGGAUGCAAGAGACUUGGAGAAAGAGCAUCGAGCCGCAGGAUUUCGUCGACAGUAUCCGGACCUUCGAUAAUGAGCCCAUUGAUGUUACCAUUCAGAUGGACGUGGAUGAGUUUUACAACCUUCUCUUUGAUCGCUGGGAGUCUCAGGUUCUUGAUGCCGAAAGCAAAAAGAAGUUCCGUUCGUUCUACGGAGGUCAACUGGUUCAGCAGAUCAAAUCCAUGGAAUGCCCUCACAUUUCCGAAAGACUUGAGCCUUUCUCUGCAAUCCAGUGCGAGAUCAAAGGCAAGGCCAGCCUCGAAGAUAGCCUGCGCGCUUACGUGGCUGGCGAGGUCAUGCAAGGAGAUAACAGAUACUUUUGUACUUCAUGCGAUAAUCAUGUGAACGCUGUGAAGCGGGCAUGCUUGAAAGAUGUCCCCGACAAUCUGAUUUUCCACCUCAAGCGUUUUGAUUUCGACAUGGUGACCAUGCUGAGAAGCAAGAUCAACGAUGAAUUUGUGUUCCCACGUCAUAUCGACAUGACUCCAUACACCGUUGAGCAUCUGACUGAUCCCGAGCAGCCCGCCAAGCCCGAUUACUUUGAAUUGACUGGUGUCCUUGUUCACACGGGUACGGCCGAGUCGGGUCACUAUUACACUUACACCCUUGAGCGACCUUCGCCCGAUGGAGAACCUUCGUGGGUGGAGUUCAACGACUCGGAUGUCUCCAGAUUCGACCCAAGUUCAAUCGCGGACCACUGCUUUGGCGGCCCGAGUGAGCAAAUGCAGUACAAUGGCGAGCCCAAGAAUAAAGCCUGGAAUGCAUACAUGCUGUUCUAUCAGCGUGUCUCCACCAUGGAGGAAUCCAAGUCCGUGUACAAGCCUGCGAAGCCCAACAUCCCCGUGCAUGUUCCGGUUUCAGUUGCGAUCAGCAACCACAUUGCUAUGGACAACGAACUUCUCAUUCGGACCUACUGUCUUCUGGAUCCGCAAUACGCCUUUUUCGUGGAAAGUUUACUUCAACGCUGGUCUGGCAUGGCCGACGACAAUCCCGACAAGAGCUUCGCAGAGACAUUAGCUAUCAAUGUCGGCAUGGACACCUUCGAACAAAUGGUUUCAAGAACCAAGGACCUUCAGGGACACCAGGAAUUGUUCACCGUUCUCAUUUCCAUGAUUAACAAAAGCCCCAACGCUGCGCGUUCUAGCCUUGACUGGAUUUUCGACCGCAAAUCGCCAAUUCGCAACCUUAUGACCAAGAUGCACCAGCCAGAGGUUCGGCAUAAGGAAAUUUUGUUGAUCAUCUUUGCUGUCAAGCACCUUCACAUGCUGUCUAAGGACCCAAAUCUCGAAGAGAGUGAGCAAGCUUUCUGGCGCAACAGCUUCGAGGAAGUCAUCAUACGUCUUGUGCCCAUGCUUAUAGAGGUGUGGCCCAGUGUCCAAAGCAUCUCGCGGGUGUGGGAAGAUUACUUCGGUUUCUUCGUCAAGUUGUGCAAUUAUGGACCUUGGGUUGUUGAAUUGCUCGCUGAUAAACAGAUGUUCACCAUCUGCCUUCAAAUCCUCUGGCUCGACGAGGAUGACAAAAAAAGGAUGCGGGUCCACCUCCCAAACUACUGGCGCAUGCUUGAGAAAGGCCGUCGAUUUACCUACUUGAGUAUGCUGUCGCUGUUUCACACCUUCUUGAAACAUAUCGAUCUUUCUCUUGAGCCCGUCGGUCUUCAGGAUCCACGUUCAGUUUCAAAUGGCAAAUUCUCUCUUAGGCUCCAUGAGAUGGAACUCAUCAAACCGAUUGAGAGGGAUGGAUCACUUGCCAUAUUGAGGCAUAUUCUGAAGCACGAUGGCCUUGCCAGGAGCCAGACAGCACAUUUGAUCAUUGCUACAUUCUUGGGCGGAGAACCCGCGGCAGGCUUCCUUCCUUCGAUCCAGAAGACUAUUGAAAAUGGAUUAAGGAUCGAGCCUGCUGUCCAGUGCACACCGUUCCUUGACGCAGCCGUGAUUUUCUGUCAACACUGUCCCAUCAAGCAGCGAGUCAUUGAUAUGAUCACCUUUGUCGCCAACGGCGUGGACAGCAUUGACAGCAGCGGUGGUCAGGAGCACAUUGCCUUCUUCAUCAGCCUCUGUCAAACUUCUAACGAGCGACUCAAUCUAAACGCCAAUGCGUUGGCUGAGAUUGUCUUCACUAUGAUUCCAACAUGGGCUCCCACUUUGCUCAUUGACAGAAAUGAGAACGUUCGGCAGAGUAUGCAGAACAUCCUUGGUGUCUGGGUCUUUACCGACCGCAACGAGGAAGCUAGCUCUGAGGGAAAUGAAGAGGACGACGAAACCGACCAUGACCCCAUCCAAAAGCGACGACCUGUCAUUGGCAGGGAACUGGUGCGAGCUAGCAUCGAUCGACUUAAGACAGCAUUUGUGAAAGACCCACCCCGACGCGUCGAUGGCAGACAAAUCGAGAAUAUCGCUGCAGUGAUGCAGUAUUGCCUGGGCAAUUACUUUAGCGACAGCGAGGAGGACCAGCAAACUGUCACAGAGGCCAAAAAUCUCUUAUUGCUUCUGGAAACAUUGUCACUCGAAGAAUUCCCCGAGGACCAGGCUUCCGAAUCCGAGGCUCCCUCUCCCGAAGAAUGGGAAGCCAACUCGGCAAUGGCCAGUGAUUCCGAGAUCGGAGUUGCAGGAUCUCCAUAG
Messenger RNA from Penicillium canescens, 7536 nucleotides. RefSeq lists its product as uncharacterized. NCBI's taxonomy places the organism in Eukaryota, Fungi, Ascomycota, Eurotiomycetes, Eurotiales, Aspergillaceae. Bases 1 to 7536 code for a protein of 2511 amino acids. Gene Ontology annotation, cellular component: cytosol; nucleus. The record is from RefSeq and is a predicted model, not a curated record. Gene Ontology annotation, molecular function: cysteine-type deubiquitinase activity; cysteine-type endopeptidase activity. Gene Ontology annotation, biological process: protein deubiquitination. The transcript is spliced from 4 exons.